UAUAAACAUAAACGCGAAGAGAGAGAGAGAACAGAGGAGUUCUCACAGAACGGCAGAUUACCCUCUGUGCUCGCCUUCUCUUUCGGACCCUUCUUCCUCGUUCAUUCAUGAAUGAAAAAAUUCAGACAUAGAGAGAGAAAAACACACCCAAAAAAAACAAAAAAACAAAAAACAAAAACAAAACAAAACAAAAAAAAACCCAAAAAAAAACACCCACAACACCAUACCCACCACUCACCACCACCACCACCAGCCAAACCGGCGGUUCUCAAUCAAUAACCUCCCCUCAAUUCCCUCUCUCUCUCUCUCUCUGUCUCUCUCUCAUCAUUUUUUCUUGGUUAUUCUCAGUUUUUGUUUUUCACUUUCUCGUUGACCAACAGCCGAUGUCAAGCGGUGGCGCCACCACCACCACCUCCUCCUCCUCCUGCAGCGGCAGUCCAAGACUUCUCGGUCCCACCACCCACCGCCGCCGCAUCCCCGAUUUAAUGGACGCCGAGAAAGGCCUUGAAACUGCUUUCCCCUCAAACGGACUCGACGAUUGUGACGACGAUUCAGACACCAACCACAAUCACAAUCACAAUCACCACCACUACCAGGCGAUUAGGUACUUGAAGAAGAAGAGUCCGUACGUGAGGAUGGAGGAUUCGGUGUUGAGGGCUUGUGCUAUUUUACAGUAUUUGGUAUCUGGGAGGAAUGUGGGCCGUGCGAUCUUCGGGGUUUUGAUGAUGAUGGUGAUGGUGUCGGUGUUCGUUAAGGUUUCGUUGAUGAUGGGUAGUGGUAAUGUGGAGGUUGUGAAUGGGAAGAAAAGAGAGAAUGGGUUGUUAAUUCUUCAGAGUUUCAAGGAUGAUUGGGUUUUGGCUCAGAGGGUUGAGGAAUCGUCUGGUGCUAUCAUGCCUAAGCGAUUAUUGGAGAAGUUUCCUACACCAGAAAUUUGGAUGAAACCAAACAGCGAUAGCUAUUACCAAUGUGUUGAUCGGCCAAGGAAUCGAAUAAGGACAGGUUCUGCAACUAAUGGUUACAUUUUAGUUCAUGCCAAUGGUGGGUUGAAUCAAAUGAGAACAGGGAUAUGUGAUAUGAUUGCCGUAGCAAAGAUUAUGAAUGCCACAUUGGUUCUUCCUUCUCUUGACCAUGAGUCCUUCUGGACCGAUCCAAGUGAUUUCAAGGAUAUUUUUGAUUGGAGGCACUUCAUUGAGGUUCUAAAAGACGAUAUUGAGAUUAUUGAAUCUUUGCCACCAAGCCACACGGCAAUCCAACCCCUCCUGAAGGCCCCCAUCUCGUGGUCGAAGGCUAGUUACUACAGAGGAGAGAUGGUUCAUUUGUUGAAACAACACAAAGUGAUCAAGUUUACCCAUUCUGAUUCGCGACUUGCCAAUAAUGGCCUUGCGACCUCUAUACAAAGGCUCAGAUGUCGUGCCAACUAUGAGGCUCUUCGAUACACAACAGAGAUUGAGGAUCUCGGGCAAAAACUAGUCGACAGACUUAGGAACGAUAGCGAGCCAUAUGUUGCCCUCCAUUUAAGAUAUGAGAAAGAUAUGCUUGCAUUCACCGGCUGCAGUCACAAUCUGACUGCAGAGGAGGAUGAGGAACUUCGUGUUAUGAGGUACAAUGUCAAACAUUGGAAAGAGAAAGAAAUAGACAGCAAAGAAAAAAGAUUCCAAGGGGGGUGCCCGAUGUCUCCAAGAGAGGCAGCCCUAUUCCUCAAGGCCAUGGGGUACCCUUCAACGACGACAAUCUACAUAGUUGCUGGGGAAAUUUAUGGCAGCAACAGCAUGGCAGCGUUUCGUGCUGAGUUCCCAAACGUUUUCUCUCAUUCCACCCUCGCAACUGAAGAAGAGCUUGAACCCUUCAAGCAGUAUCAGAAUCGCCUUGCAGCUUUGGACUAUAUUGUAGCGCUAGAAAGCGAUGUUUUUGUUUUCACAUACGAUGGGAACAUGGCAAAGGCGGUGCAAGGGCACAGGAGGUUUGAAGGGUUUCGAAAGACUAUAAACCCCGACAGACAAAGUUUUGUUAGUCUGAUUGAUCAGUACGAUGAGAGGGCGAUAUCCUGGGAAAAGUUCUCAUCAGAGGUUAAGAGGUUGCACUCUGAUAGGCUUGGAGCGCCGUAUCUUAGACUUCCAGGAGAGUCACCGAGGCUAGAGGAGAAUUUUUACGCAAACCCUUUUCCGGGCUGUGUUUGCAAUCGAUCUCAGGAGGAAAUACUUGAGCGAAAACUAAACCGAAGGGCUGCUUCACAAAGAUAGUGGUUUGUAGUUUUUAGUUAGAAAUUUGUGCCUUCCCCUGUAAAGUACACGAACCCAUUGCUUCAAAUGCGGCCUCUUAUGGGUUUUUUCAAAGGAACAACGAUGGCAGCCAACAGGGCCGAGCAGAGAAACAAAGAUUUAAUGUGAAAUCUCAAUGCAAAGUUUCAGUUUUGAUGGUGGAGAAAGAGCCAGCGUGCCUGCGAUAUAGGGAAGCAGAGAAGGUUAUAGAUAUAAUUGAAAAGGCAUACAGGUCAGAUGAUACAUCAUACAAAGCAUAGUGAAAUUUCUCCCUGUAAAUGUGGAGCAUUCCCAGUUCUUAAAUUAUUCGUUAUUCUUUCGUUUGAUUGUUAAAAGUCCAUUGUUAAAUAAUGUUUCGUUGUGGAUUUUAAUGUAAUAUUUGAGUAACAUCAUGUUAGAAAAUUGUUUCACGUUUCGACUAAGCUCAAUACGACAAGCAUUUGUCCCAGUUGGUUGGGAUUCCUUUUGAA
Camellia sinensis is the source of this 2728-nucleotide messenger RNA. Its product is annotated as O-fucosyltransferase 19. The record is from RefSeq and is a predicted model, not a curated record. Gene Ontology annotation, cellular component: cytoplasm. Lineage: Eukaryota; Viridiplantae; Streptophyta; Magnoliopsida; Ericales; Theaceae.